AUGACAGCUCUAGCUCCAGUUCGUCUCUCGUGGAUCCGCGCAUCUUUCUACAGAUUUCCUAUGUUCCGUUUCUCCCUGCCAAGAGCACAUUUAGUUCAUAAUAAGACCAGAAACUUGUUUUCAACAGAUACUUUCACACCACUACCAAGAGAAGAAAUGCUUACAAAAUUUAAGUCCAGAAUAAAAGGCCGACCAUCCAUGGCAGGUUCAACCGGGGAAGGAUUCCCAGAAUUCCUUGCAGAGCCAAGAGAAUCAUUCCCCCAUGGCGUGCUCAUUACCAAUCCCCAGCAAUCCUCACUUGCUCAGCUGACGGCAAAAUGUAUGGAAUAUGUGGAAGAAAAUCUCAUACAGCAUCCCGCUAUUUUAUUUCGCAAUCUCCCAGCCCAAACCGAGAAGGACUUCUCUAUCAUUGCUCGGGAAAUUCCAGGAAAAGCCUUGACUUAUGAGGGAGGGGCCUCUUUUCGCCAAAGAAUUGACGAGAAUAUAGGAACAUACACCGCUAACAACGAUCCAGAUGAGAUAUCGAUAGAUCCGCACAAUGAAAUGUCAUACAACAAUGUAUACCCAUCCAAGGUAAGCUAUAUUAACAUUCAAGGCAGUUGAAGUUAUCUAAAUAAACCGUUGAGUUUUCAUGUUGCUACUAUGAGAACACUGUUAAGGCCUAAUAACACGAGAUUGUUGGAAAGGUGGGGGCGAUAUUCCGGCCAAUUUAGAAUCUUUUACACACAUCGCAAAUCGUGCCGGCGCGUUUGGCCGAGAGGGUUUCAGGGUUCGUACAGAGUCUUGAAUUCUUGAAAAAGUCUUGAAAUUUGAAAACCGAUAUUCCAUACCUGGAAAAAAUCUGGAAAAUAGAGAAAAAAUCUUGAAAAAUGGCAAAAGUCUGGAUUUCUUGUGCUUAAUAAGUGAAGCUUUUUUCCCCUUAAUCAAAUCUUAUUUAAUCUCGCCCGUAACCAAGACAUUUAAUCACAAAAUGAGAAAUUUAAGAGCCCUCUUAUGUACGCAUUGCACCCUAGUUUGCAAUGCAUCAUGAGAAAAGCGCAAUCCGUGCUUUUUUUUAGGUCCCUGUUGAUCACCUAUGUGAUAACCUUGAGUCUGGAAAAAGAAUUUAUUGUUUUUGAAAAAGUGUGGAAAAAGUCUCGAAUUUUGGAUCCAAAAAUCUGUCCGAACCUGGGGUUUGGUGCCCUUAAUCCCAGUCUUCAAUUCUGCAUCUUUACUUUCAUCUCAGUGGGUUCCAUUCCUCACUCUUACUUAUUUACCUCCGCGACGGGCCGAAUAGGUGUUCAAACUGUAUCAAAGUAUGGCAAAAAACCUAUCCAAUGUGUUACGCUCCACUUCCGAGAUCGGCCCCGCGCAGCUUCGCUCUGUCACAGAAAUCGCGCCGCCACAACCGUUCUUGUGUGUGAACAGAAGCCCUAUCUGGUAUGAUUUACGAGGCGGCACAAAAGCUGUCCGGGGUAGUGUGAACAUAGCCUUAAUCCCUGACUCUAUUUAAGGGAAGCAAAAAUGAAGAUCAGUGACAGAGCUGGAAAACAGCCGAUCGAGUAAACAGCCAACAUUUCACGACGCUAUCAAUUCCAUACUGAUGACGUAUCACUACCCAGAUCUGGGUACAACUUCUGAUUGGUUGUGCCCCGGGGGAAAAUUGCUUCAACCAACCAGAAACACUAUCCAGAUCUUGGUAGUGACACGUCAUCUUUAUGGAAUUUCUGCGCUCAUUCCUCAGACGUCAUUUCAUGGGGAAACCAGUCGUGAUCUGGACUUUCUUGUAACAUAAUGUUCUUUCUAGGCUGUAAAAAGGUCUUCCGUUUGUGUCAGAGUUGGUGUGAUUUCGGGGGAAAAGAUCAGGCAUGUCACAGUUAAAUCUACCUUAAUGCAGAUUAUCAACUGGUCAACGCUCUUUCGCCUUUCGUGGGGCAAAAAAAUACAACCUACCCCUAGAAAACCAGUUCGGAACUUAAACAAUAUCUCAAGUUUUAAAGGAAAGUCGCCGCCCACUUUCCGGGAAACUCUUCUUAAAUAGAUUGAAUCACAUUUGUCAUUACCGUAUAUAAACUCAUGUAAAUAUUUCUUAUUGUAACAGAUGUAAAUAGUUUUGCCCCAUUGUAAUUUUAUUAUUGUAUAUUACUUAUUCCUGUAUAUUAUGACAGAAUAGCCCCGUAUAGAGGAGUCGUAAUAAAGUGUAUGUUAUGUUAUGAUAUGUUAUGUCAUGUUAUGUUAUAUGUUAUGUUAUGAUAUGCUAUGUUAUGUUAUGUUAUGAUAUGUUAUGUUGUAAAAAAAUAACAAUAACAAUAAUUAUAAACUAGUAAUAACCAAAGGUUACGGAGUACGGGCGAAAACGAUCGAAGGUCAAAACGCUUUUGCUCAAACGCUGUGGUUUGCAUAAGUUGAGUGUGAUAGAUGGUCAAAACGUGUGUGAUCAGAUUGCGAGUGACGGAUAGUUCAAAUGCAAGUGAUCAAAUUGCGUUCUGUGCAUUUCAUUCAUUCUUAGUGAAAGUCCAAACGAAAGUAUACAUGCGCAUGCCACGCAUGCGUAAUAACAACCUCGAAAUUAGGAUUGCGGGCUCCUCUUGUCGCCGGCAAUUAUGUCUCCACGUAAAAAUAGAGAUAAAAAUAAAACUAAAUAAUAAAAUCUACAUCUACAUUUAUUUCUUCGGUAAAAUGUUAUGCUCUCGAUCUCCACCCCAGGUUUUCUUCUUUUGUGUCAAAGAACCCGCUGAUGGCUGCGGAGGUGAAACACCGCUGGUCAAAAAUAGUGACCUUCUCUCUUCACUGGAUCCUGACAUAGUGAGGAGAAUUGAAGAGAAACAGCUGCGAUACGUGUGCUAUUUGCCUGAUAAAUCCAACGCAGAAUACAUGAACUGGCAGCACUCUUUUCACACUGACAACAGAGAGGUAGACGAUUUUGUUUUAAAUUCCAUUUCACGGCCGGACGUACAAGAAAUGUAUUUUUCUACUCUUAUCAGUCGUUCAAGGGGGCCAAAUUCGUUAAAGAUGUAAACUUUGCUGUUAAGACCAUUAACAUGAAGGAAAUACUUUAAUUCCUAUUACGACUAAAUGACCGAGGGCUAAACUAAACAGAACGUAUAAUCUUGAUUAAUAAUGCCAAGAAUAAUUUCGCCUUUUGAGAGAGAGAUUCUUGAGUUCACCACGCAUCAGGCCCAGUCUAAAAACUCUUUUCAGAACGAAGUGGAUCGCGUGCAUUCAGUGAAAAGAUGUACAAAGGUGUGAUCCAUUGGACAAUAGGGGCAGAAUGUAGAGUCUUCUUUUUUCAUUUGAAACAAUAAACGUUUAGUGCGCAGGAUAUUGUGGAUAAUUUCACACUGAAACAUUGAUAGCUUUACCUCUAUAGUUACAGGAGUUACCUAAAAUGGCCUUGGAAGCGACAUGCUGGUUAUUGUAACCUGUUUGUUUAACGUUUCUUAGUUUGUAAGCUGUCUUUCACUGUUUGCAUUAUGUAUGUAACUAUCAUUUGUUUUUUAUAAGAAUAUUAUUUAUUGUACUGAAGUGUGAUGCGAGGAAUACUUGAAUAAAGUUGAAAAAAAUAAGAAGACAACAGAAAGCAGAGUUUGCGAUAGCCUCUCUCGCGCACCUAAAAGUUCGCCAAUGCCCUCAAGGCGCUGCUAAUCACUAUAGCGUGCUUACAAACAGUCCUGAAACUGACGAGAUUAGCUAUAAGAACCAAAUAGAAUCCAGAAUUCAAUUAAAUAAAUGCAGAAUCCACAGUGGUAAAAGAGCCGUGUCACGAAAUUUAUCAAAAUUCAAACAUUUGUAACUGCUGCCAAAUUGAGUGAAACAUGAAAAUAACUGCUCAAAACAUUAGAAGAAGGUUUAAAUAACAAAGAAAAUACAUAAGAAGGCACAGAUAGACAAACUUUGAAGAAGAUUAAAUCGGAUUGGAAUUGUGGUUUUUGAAAACUCGUUAGCCUAACAGUUUUUCAAACUUCACGUUUGUUAUGUGUAGUGCUGGAAACAAUGCUUGGAAGACAAAAUCAUUUGUUUUACAUUUAGCUGUGAUUUUGUUAGUUACAAGAAGUUUCUUCACUAACGUUGAGUUCCAUAGCGAACAAGGGUCACGCGUAAUUGAAAAUAUUAAAAAAAUGAAUAGCCGUCACGCAGCCCCUUUAAUUUUCAUUUCCUUUUUAUAAUGUCUCAUAGGUUGUGGAAACCAUAGCAAAAGAACAAGGCAGGAAUUUCACAUGGGACCCAAGCGGUGAUUUGUACCUAUGGCAAAACAGGCCUGCCUUUAUAUAUCACCCAGUCACUAGAAAGAAAACUUGGUUUAAUCAAGCUACGACACACCAUGGUUCCUAUUACCGUCUACUGCCGGGAGGAGACAAGAUCCAAGAAAAUCAAUAUCCAUCCCACACAUUUUACGGCGAUGGAAGCGAUAUCGAGCCCGCAGUAAUACAGCACUUACUCGCCACUGCCUGGUCAUGCGCAGUAGGGUUCAAGUGGAGAAAGGGAGACCUCUUGGUGCUCGACAACUUGGCAGUACAACAUGGGAGGCUUGGAUUUGAAGGGGACAGAAAGCUUUUGGUCUAUAUGACAAACUGA
Messenger RNA from Porites evermanni, 4554 nucleotides. The record is from the annotation of a GenBank genome assembly. NCBI's taxonomy places the organism in Eukaryota, Metazoa, Cnidaria, Anthozoa, Scleractinia, Poritidae.